This is a messenger RNA of Chironomus riparius, 1307 nucleotides long. Lineage: Eukaryota; Metazoa; Arthropoda; Insecta; Diptera; Chironomidae. The record is from the annotation of a GenBank genome assembly.
CUUUCUACGAGUUUAUCAAUAAUAGAAUUUUUGUGUAAAAUAAUUUUAAGAAUUUAAUCAAAUUUAUUCAAUAACUUUUAAGUAAUAUAUCCUGUGAUUGUUAAUAAAGUGUAAUUAAUACAAAGUGACAUCGAAAACAUGAAGAAAAAGGUUCUAUUGAUGGGAAAGAGCGGAAGUGGAAAGACAUCGAUGAGAUCGAUAAUAUUUGCUAAUUACAUUGCUCGUGAUACAAGACGAUUAGGCGCAACAAUAGAUGUUGAACAUUCUCAUGUCAGAUUCCUCGGCAAUUUGGUGCUCAAUCUGUGGGAUUGUGGUGGACAAGAGUCAUACAUGGACCAAUAUUUUCAGUCACAGAAGGAGAACAUAUUUAGGAAUGUGGAAGUGCUGAUUUAUGUGUUUGAUGUUGAAUCUAGAGAAUUUGAUAAAGAUAUGCACUACUAUCAGUCAUGCCUAGAAGCUAUCCUCAAUUAUUCGCCAGAUGCUAAAAUCUUUUGUCUAAUUCACAAGAUGGAUCUCAUCGUUGAAGAUCAAAGGGACUCAAUUUUCAAGACACGACAAGAUGAUUUGAAGAAGCUCAGUUUACCAUUGGAAUGUAAAGCUUUUCGUACAUCCAUUUGGGAUGAGACUCUUUAUCGAGCAUGGUCAAGCAUAGUUUAUCAGCUAAUACCGAACGUUAAAGCAAUCGAAAGCUCAUUACAUCAAUUUGCCACCAUUCUUGAUGCUGAUGAAGUACUUCUCUUUGAACGUGCUACAUUCUUAGUCAUCUCACAUUGUCAACUUAAGCAUCACUCGGAUUCACAUCGAUUUGAGAAGGUCUCGAAUAUCAUUAAACAGUUCAAACUCUCAUGCGCAAAACUUGGUGCGAAAUUUCAAUCAAUGGAAGUAAGGAACAGCCGAUUUGCCUCAUUUAUUGACACCUUUACAAGCAACACAUAUAUAAUGGUAGUGCAAUCAGCGGACCCAGACACACCAUCAGAAGCUACACUAGUAAAUAUUAGGAAUGCACGAAAGUACUUUGAGGAAUUGGAGAAUCCUGUUAACAAUUCGUUAUCAUCUUAUUCGAUGAAUUAUAAUUGAUAUCAAAAGAUUUAAUUGUUUCUGUUUUGGAGAUAUUGAUGAUGUCACUUACAGACCAAAUGACUAAUUUAAUCCUUUCCGUUUCUUCCAAAAAAAGCAAAUAAUACGAAAAUCAAACAUGUACAUGUAAAUUGUGACACCAUCUCAAGGAUAUAUGUUAUUUUUUUAUCAGUCAUCAAUAAAUUAGACUUAUAAUUAUACUUUUGUUGCUUUCUACAAUUUUAUAUGCC